Molecule: messenger RNA, 1371 nt
Organism: Tremella mesenterica DSM 1558
Lineage: Eukaryota; Fungi; Basidiomycota; Tremellomycetes; Tremellales; Tremellaceae
Exons: 4
Coding region: 1-1371 (456 amino acids)
Source: RefSeq, a predicted model, not a curated record
AUGGAAGUAGACGAGGAGUCGCACGAGGACGUGAGGAUGGACGAACCAAUCGAAUUGUCAACCACGGAGGAGGGUUUACCAUCUAUCAACGAAGUCCGAUUGACGACACGGGUUCUUGAGCUUGAACAGGAGAAGGAAGAUUUACAAAAACAACUUGAUCAAUUUCGAAAAAGACAAAUUCCCCCUGAGAUUUUGGAAAGCAACAGGAUACAUAUCCCCCACGACCUCCUUCCCGUUUUAAACCUCCUCCGUACACAUAUCGCAGAGUUGACAAGGGAUAACGAAGCUUUACGUCGAACAUUCAUCGGUAUUCCUAAUAAAAGAAUGAACAAUAUAGAUGUGAAGAAUUCCCAAGUAGGUGAAAGCUCAACACGUCCGAAAGGAAAUAUGAAUAUCACGAGUCCUAAACUCGUCGGAUUAGGAAUGACCCCUACGACACCGUUCAUUCCAACAAGAGGUCCAGCUGGCCUGACGGAUAUAAAGCUGGAAAUGGAGUCUACUACAGACUAUGGAAGACCAGAAGAGAUGAGUACAAGGGGAAAAGGCAAGGGAAUGGAAGAAGAAGUAAAAGGGAGGAUGGAAUAUGGGACAAUUGACCUUAAUGUAGUUAUUGAAAGGGUUAAAAGUCUUUUAAAAGAGAAUGACGAAUUAGGAGAGAUGGUACUUGAAUUAGGAAAGAUAGGUAAAGAAGAAUGGGAAAAAGCUUUAGAAGAAUCUAGAUCUGUUAUAACUUCAUUAGAUGCAGAUUUGACACAUCAUUUAUCUACGAUUCAAUCACUCCGAAAGGAAUUACAAUCUUAUAAAGAACGUUUUGGUCCUCUUAUUUCCAUUCCCGCUCACACUUCUAAACCUCGGAAUGAUACCCCUAACAAAUCAUCGCGGACAGAGAAUAUAUCCACGAAAUCUAUUUCAAGGUCUGAUUCCAGUAGACGUGGGAAUGAGAGACAUCAUGGUGGACAUGAUAGACAUCACGAGAGGUCGGAUUCGAGGUCGAAUAGAGGUCAUAGAGGUUCAAGAGGUUCACGUGAUAGGAGUAGAAGAGAAUCAGAAGUGAGGGUUUCACAAGAUAGAAGAGAGUCUGAAGUGAAGAAUUCUCAAGAUCGAAGAGAGUCUGAAGUGUCGAUAUCGAAAGAAAGAAGAGGAUCAGAAGUGAGGAGUUUAAAAGAUAAAAGGGAAAUCAGAGAUGCGAAAGACGUGAGAGAAAGUCAUGAUCGGUCUGAUAGGAAAUCUGACUCCAAAGAGGCGAAAGAAUCAGAGCAGGAUAAAGAUAAGGAGAGAGGGAAAUCUCAUUCCGCAAGUAUGAACACCACACAUUCUCACGCAGCGAGAAAAAGUCAAGAUGACAGGGAUGAUUUCAAAAGACGACGAUGA